Symsagittifera roscoffensis is the source of this 1898-nucleotide messenger RNA. RefSeq lists its product as uncharacterized. The record is from RefSeq and is a predicted model, not a curated record. Lineage: Eukaryota; Metazoa; Xenacoelomorpha; Acoela; Convolutidae. The coding region runs from base 7 to 1530 and encodes 507 amino acids. The transcript is spliced from 3 exons.
GAAAUAAUGAAUCAAGAGUUGCCUGAAAGGCUCGCUGAAGUGAAAACAGAACUGAACAAGGAUGAGCCCGCUCGACAACAAUCUGAACUACCUUUUCAGAAGUUUUUCAAGAAAUCCGAGUACGAAGUACUGGACGGAUUGCGCAAUCAGCUCACUUACCAAUCUACAAAGAAAGUAUUAACAGAACGUACGCUGGACGAAAUUCAAGAGUCACUCAAUGAAAUAGGCGACUCCGUGUUGCAAAUGAAUAAACUCCAGUCAUACAAAGGUUAUAGUAAAACGUUUGAGCAAAUAAUUGCAGAGGCUGAAAAAAGCGUGGUGAAAUUACAGAAGGAAAUCGAAACUUACAAGUCAAAAGUGGAAUUAAAAUGUGAGCUUAAUUCUAGCAUGUCGCCCUCGAAAACACCGGAUAUUAUGUCAUCGGAGAUUAUGGCUGGAGAUCAAGUUGUGACGUCAUCGCCUCGAUCUCAUUCGAGUGCAGUUUCUGGGAAGAUAAAGUCGGGAGGUGGUACUGGCUUGUCAAAAAUGGAAGAACUUGAUCGCGAAUUGAAUGACUGUCAGCGCAGGAAUAAAACGGUGUUGGUUGAAGAAUGGCAAUUUCGUGAGAGUUAUUAUGACAAAUUGAAAGAACUAGAAAGUCUGAAGUCGGCCAUCAGCUCGAGUCCCGACUUAACUUCGGACCCAGUAUUCGCUGGACUGUUCAAGGAGUGGUUAGAGCUGAGAGCGUCAGAGAGCUUCUUCAAGGCAGAGAAGUUUCUGCUGGACCAGGAAAUGAAGUCGUUGGAACGCAACAACGCCAUCAACUUGAUGGAGUCUCAGAAAUCAGCGGAUGUUCUUGCAGAAAUAGAGAAUCUGGAGUUGGAAGCAAUUGAAAAUCAACAGAAACUGCAGUCACUAUUCACUGAAGUAUACCAGUCAAAUGGCUCAAUUCAGAAAAUCCAACAAGAAAACGUAGAUCUAAUCAACAACAGUCUCCUGCCCUCUCUGGAAAUAGCAGAAGAUUUUUCUAACCUACCUGACAGAAUUAAAAAUGACACAGCUUGUCUGAAAACAGAACUUUUAGACCAAUCUAGUAUUGAUAUAGUAUGCAAUGCCUUGAAAAAUCCAGGAGACGAAAGAACAAACUUCGAAUUCAGGAAAGAAAUGAAACGGGUUUUGGGACUUAGCUCAGCUGUGCGCGAUGAUCAAAUUUUGACAGCAGUUGAAAAGAAAAUUGCUUUAAAAGAGUCACUAGAUCGGCAAAAACUGAGUUUACAUAAAAGUGUGAAAUCCAGCGCAGAAACUGAAAAUGCGAUGAAAGAUUUUCCACAUCUUUGCGAAGAUAUUGUGAUGAAAAACGAAAAACAGUUGACUAAAUUUAAAACUAGCGAAGCUAGAGGAAAAUGCGCUAAGCAUUUGCAGGAAAUAGAAAAGAAAUUAGCAGAAAUUGAAGACGAAUGCGGCCAAUUUGUUGUUCCAUGGAUGAAAGUUGAUGGCUACUCUUUACGACAAUACCGUCAAAUGGUGAAAGAAAGAUUCGAGCAUAAGUAAUUUUUUGAUCAAUGAUUGUUUUAUGCUACAGCGUGUAACGCCUGUAAGCACUUCUUGUUUUGAUACACAGACUUUGUUUCGUGUUUUAUGAUAAUUUAGAAGUUCAAAGAAUUGAACAACUGAGAUUUUGAGUGGCUAGAGGUGGAUUGAAAUAGACAUAGUAUGUAAAAAAUAUACUCGAAUAUGGUGCGAGAGACAAGUUCUCUUCGCGGAGAGCCACUUAUUCGCUUCUGUAGAAUCACUUUGGUAUUGAGUCUCUCAAAUCGCGUGAAUGCACAUCACACGUGCCGUACUUGCUGGAUGCUCUAUUUAUAACCGAGUAAUUGGUGGUUUUUCAACGGUUUUUUCAAUUGGCGAUUUUAAUAAUU